AUGAAAGAUGUUAAUUCUGAUAAAUGGAUUGAUGCCAGUAAAGAAGAAAUAGACUCAAUGGUUAAGAAUGGAGUUUGGGACAUUGUUCCAUUGCCUGAAGGACACAAAGCGGUCGGGUGUAAGUGGGUCUUUAAGACCAAACUCAACUGUAAUGGCAAUGUUGAACGAUAUAAAGCCAGACUUGUGGCCAAAGGGUUUAAUCAAAAAGAAGGCAUUGAUUAUGAGACAUUUUCUCCCGUGUCAAGAAAAGACUCUCUCAGAAUUAUCUUGGCGUUAGUAGCUCAAUAUGAUCUUGAGUUACAUCAAAUGGAUGUGAAAACUGCCUUUCUUAAUGGAGACUUAGAAGAAGAAGUCUACAUGUGUCAACCUGAAGGCUUCAUAAUUGAAGGUCAGGAAAACAUGGUCUGCAAAUUAAAGAAAUCAAUAUAUGGACUGAAACAAGCUUCGAGGCAAUGGUAUCUAAAGUUUGAUGAAAUCAUUACGAAAUUCGGUUUCAAAGAAAAUUGCUGCGGAUCCAUGUAUAUACCUCAAGAUCAGUGGGAGUAA
Microthlaspi erraticum is the source of this 546-nucleotide messenger RNA. NCBI's taxonomy places the organism in Eukaryota, Viridiplantae, Streptophyta, Magnoliopsida, Brassicales, Brassicaceae. The record is from the annotation of a GenBank genome assembly.